This is a messenger RNA of Geodia barretti, 618 nucleotides long. The record is from the annotation of a GenBank genome assembly. NCBI's taxonomy places the organism in Eukaryota, Metazoa, Porifera, Demospongiae, Tetractinellida, Geodiidae.
AUGUCAACUCCAGGAGACCAUGCGAUGCAGCAAGCUGACGCCGCGGCAGUGAACGGCGUGAUCAAUCAGGAAAAAAUCGCCGCCGGCGUGCGAAUGAUCAUUGAAGCGAUCGGCGACGACCCCGACCGCGAGGGGCUGAAGGACACGGCCAGCCGGGUCGCCAGGAUGUAUGGCGAGUUCUUCCAGGGGCUGCACGAAGAUCCCCGCGCCUACCUGCAGGUGGUGUUCGACGAGCAGCACGAUGAGAUGGUACUGGUGAAGGACGUGCCGUUUCACUCCAUGUGCGAGCACCAUUUGCUGCCGUUUCAUGGCCGGGUGCACGCUGCCUAUAUUCCGCGUGGCAGGGUCGUCGGGCUCAGCAAAAUUGCCCGUGUUAUCGAAGUAUUUGCGCGCCGUCCGCAGGUGCAGGAACGCAUGACGGCGCAAAUUGCCGACCUGUUGAUUGAUGAGUUGGACGCGCACGGCGUCGGCAUUGUCGUGGAAGCCUCCCACACCUGCAUGACCAUGCGCGGCGUCAAGAAACCCGGCUCGCUGAUGGUCACCUCGGCCAUGCGCGGUUCGUUCAAGACCGAUCAGGCCACCCGCAGUGAAUUCAUGUCGCUGGUCGUCAGCCGCUGA